Messenger RNA from Oncorhynchus gorbuscha (pink salmon), 4338 nucleotides. RefSeq names its product acyl-coenzyme A thioesterase 1-like. The coding region runs from base 3 to 1349 and encodes 448 amino acids. The record is from RefSeq and is a predicted model, not a curated record. Lineage: Eukaryota; Metazoa; Chordata; Actinopteri; Salmoniformes; Salmonidae. Gene Ontology annotation, molecular function: fatty acyl-CoA hydrolase activity. Gene Ontology annotation, biological process: fatty acid metabolic process; acyl-CoA metabolic process. The transcript has 5 exons.
CCAUGUUGCACCAACGGGCUUACGGUGAAGUUAUCUCAAAAAUAUGGUUUACACAGUUUCAAACAACACUGAGGUCGAGUUCGCAACAGGUUUGCGUCCGGCUUCUCCCUAGCCCUCGCUGUUUAUUUGACGAACCGGUGCACGUGAAGGUAGAUGGACUUUCUCCCCACCAGAAAGUAGAGUUGAGGUCCAAACUCAAGGACGAUAAAGGGGUCAUCUUCAGAGCUUCCGCUCUGGUCGCUGCAGAUGCUAGCGGACAGGUGGACCUGUGUCGCUCUCCUUCUCUGGGCGGAAGCUACACGGGAGUUGAAUCCAUGGGCUUGUUUUGGGCCAUGGUGGCCGAGACUCCACACAGCAAACUGUUUAAAAAAAAUGUUUUGGGUUCAAUGAUGGUUGACAUAGAAGUGCUACAUGGGGACACAGGUGAGCUCUUGGCCACAGAGACCAACGAGAGGCGGUUCAUGACGGAAGGGGUAAGGAGAAUACCGUUGGGCAUGAAUAAAGGGAGAAUACGGGGAGUCCUCUUUCUACCACCCGGGCAGGGUCCAUUCCCCGGUGUACUGGAUGUGUAUACUCUGGGUGGAGGUAUAUCAGAGGUCCGGGCCAGUCUGCUGGCUAACAAAGGCUUUGUGGUUCUGGCUCUGGCCUACUAUGGCUUCCAGGACCUGCCCAGAACCGUGCCCAAAUACUUUGACCUGGAGUACUUUGAAGAGGCUAUCACUUUCCUGAGGCAACAGCCACAGGUACAGGGUCCAGGAAUAGGAAUCCUGUCCAUCUCGAAGAGUGGGGAUCUUGCUCUGUCCAUGGCCUCUUUUCUCUCUGGCAUCUCAGCCACAGCCUGGAUCAACGGCAGCAACGCUAAUACGGUGGUGCCACUGCACUACAAAGACCUCAUCAUCCCUUCCAUCACGCCUAUUGUUGAGAACGUCACCUUCUCCCCGUCCGGCAUCCUUGACAUCCGAGACGCCUUACCGGACCCAGAGACUGAGUUGAACCGCGGUUCCGUGAUCCCAAUAGAGCGUUCCAGUUCUAGGUUCAUCUUCGCCGCCUCUGAGGACGACAGGAACUGGAACAGCUGUCUCUUCGCCCAACAGGCUGCCGCCCGGCUGAGGCAUCAUGGGAAAGAGAACUUUGAGGUGGUGAUGUACCCCAGGGCGGGGCAUUUUCUGGAAGUACCCUAUAUGCCCCACUGCCCGUCUGGCUUCCAUUCCGCGGUUGGUCAAGUGGUGGUGUUUGGGGGAGAGGCUAAAGCCCACCAUCAGGCUCAGCUGGACCUGUGGAGGAGGGUACAGGAGUUCUUCAGGAAACACCUGGAGGGGAACAACACUGGUGAAAAAGCUACGUUAUAGACUAGAGGAGUUUCUGUUGUUUUCAGUGCCAUGAUGUCCCUGAGGAGCAAAUUCAAUGCAUGAGCAGCACAGACAAUGGGUGUGAUGUGAGGGUAGGACUCCUCCACUUUAGAGCAAGCGGCCUUCAUGUUCCCAGCAUUGUCUGUCACCAGUGGAAAUGCCUCCUGUGGUCCAAGGUCAUUGACUGCCUUCAGCUCAUCUGCAAUCUAGAGACUGGUGUGUUUGUUGUCCUGUGUAUCUGUGCUCUUGUAGAAUACUGGAUAAGGGGUGGAGAUGAUGUAGUUCAUUAUUCCUUGCCCACGAACAUUCAACCACCCAUCCGAGAUGAUUGCAAUAGUCUGCUUUUUCUAUGAUUUCCUUGACCUUCAUUUGAACUCUGUUGAACUCUGCAUCCAGCAAAUGAGUAGAUAAAGAAUGUCUGGUUGGAGGGGUGUAUGCUGGGUGAAGAACAUUCAGAAAUCUCUUCCAAUACACUUUGCCUGUGAGCAUCAGAGGUGAACCAGUUGCAUACACAGCUCGAGUAAGACAUUCAUCAGCAUUUCUAUGACUACGUUCCUCCAUUGAGUCAAACUUCUGAUUCCAGGAGGACCAUGAGCUGUUGCUAUCGAUAAGGAGUCUGAUUCAUAAGUUUCACCUCAAAUAGAAGUAGAGGUACUUUUGUCAGAGGUUGCUUGUUGUGAGUGCUGAGGGAACUUUAUGCACUUGGCCAGAUGAUUCUGCAUAUUUGUUGCAUUCUUCACAUAUGAUUUGGCACAGUAUUUGCAAAUGUACAGAAGGCUGUUUAGAAGUGUGCAAUAUCUUGAGAAUCAGUUGUACAUGUGAUGGAAGAAUGUACUGUGCAUGCAGAGAGUUGCAACUCCAUUGAAAUAGGGAUAGUUUAACCAAAAUAUGCCACAAGACCUAGAAUUGCCUUAUGUGUAUCCCACAAAAAAGUUCACUGUUAUAAGCUAACUUUCUUUGAUGAAUUUAAGCAAAAUUCCCCAAAUUCCCGGGCUUAACUUCCCAUGGAAAAUUCCCGACCCUUUGCAACCCUAGGUAUGUGUCAUCUUAAUUCACAAACACUAACAGAUACUGAGAGAGUUUGUUAUUUGUGUGAAAUAUUUAUAUUCUGGGAUAGUUGUUCACUGAAAUGCUAUCAUUAGUUGCUUAUGCUAUUACAAUAUAAAUAAAUGUCUUCUGCUCUCCGUUAUAAUGUUAGGUCAAAUUCACAGGGUAAAGUAGAGGAUUAGCCAAUCAGUGGCUAAAGACCACCCACUUGCCUUGAUUUACAUAUCCCUUUUAUUUUGAACAAGACCAUGAAAUUAUGAAAUGGAUCAUGUGAUACAGCGCCAUUAAAGAAGUGAUAAACGUUAUAAUGAAAAAAUAAAUUGGGAAAUGCAAUGUGUCAUUAUGAAAUAAAAUAUGGUAACAUUUAUAGAAAAGUGACACUGAAAUAAGAUUUCAUAAUAAUCCAUCCAAUAGUUUCCAGAAGCACAUGCUCAUUAUUUUUCAACCAGGAUUAUAGUAUGCAGCGAGUCUUUGACAAUGACUAUUAUUCAUUAUUUAAACUUUUUAAUUAAAACAUUUGUGUCAAUCUCUCCUCCUGUUUUUAACAUUAUAAGCAGAUGUAUCGUGCACACCAGAAUUAUUUACCAGCCAAUAAAUUUGGGGGGGAUUUUGACCUAAGUCCUUGACUUUAUCCUAAUGAGUACUUCACAGUAUGCAAAUGGUCGCCACUACCGUCUAUCAAAUAGUAACAUGCAGUUAACCUAUAUUUGUGUGUGAGUAAGCAAUAAUCAUCUCUGGGGUUGGCAGCUGUCUCCUUCCAGCUUUGGCCUCCUGUUGCAAUUGUUACUUGAAGUUAGAUUUAGACCACAAAUAACACAUGACUUUUUUUAAACGCAGGUGCCUUUCUAUUUUAUCUGUCAUUGCAAAGUUACACAGAAUGUGCUCAGGAAGGGGGGGGGGUUUAGAUUGUGUAUCCUAUGUGAUUGUUCCUCAACUUUUCAUGAAAAAACACAUGCUCCUGUACUGUAGAGUGUAGACAUACCUAGUCCUUUGAUGUAAAGAAAUGAUGCUAGCAGAAAGUAUAUUCUAUGUAUACACAGAACACUCCACCUCAGUUAAAAAGACAUGGCAAAGUGGUUCUUUAAAAGUGUUGCAGUUUGAUUUACUGGUACUGUAAGGUCAGCUUUGAUACUUUUAAUAUAGGUUUCUGUUAAACCAGCAUUAUGUACCCAAUGUCAUCAAUACAUUAUGGACUGUAUUCAUGAAGGACUCUGAUUAUCAAUCCCCAAGGGAAAUGAUCUCUGUGGAAUAUCUCAAAUAACAAAAAUAGAUGUUAGUGUGCUACUCUAUGGCUUUCUCUGGUAAAGCAGUGAAAAAAAUAAGCUAAACAUGGAGAGAGACUUUUCCAAUGUGGUUUUCUGUGAAGAAGUAAACAUCAUCCUAGAUGAAGUGGGUGACAGAGAUCAUCUGGUUGCCUGAGUCAUAGCUAUGCCGUCUGCUUUAGGAACAAACAAUCCCUUAGCAGAGAAUACAAUGCAUUGUCAUUGCAUUACGCUACUAUGACAUCUGGCGCUAAAAUAUGACCAGUGGCAAGGAGAUGGCGUUCACACACAACUCACUCACUGUGCGAUCAAUCAUCCAUUGUGUUUCAAAACUCAUGGAAAUAACUGUAAAUAAAUACUAUGGUAGUCAUUAACCCAAUCAGAGUUGAAUUCUCCCUCUACUUUAGUCUGUGGCACAAAUGAGUCUGACCUCAGUAAAUGCUCUUCUAUAUCCUACUGUGGUGGUGGGUGUACCUUUCUGUCUGUGUCACUAGUGAUGAUCUGGUACUCCUCAGGGUGGUAGCAGACACUUCUAACCAGAGUAUAUCUGCUGUUUCUAUUUGUUUCACUAUUUCACUGUUUCACUUAGUAUUUGAUUAUAUUUGUUAAACAAUUAGUCCUUUCUUCAUAUCAAUAGCAUUGUAACCAGAUUUUGUUAUGAAUAAACAUGAGCCAAGGCA